Messenger RNA from Cyphellophora europaea CBS 101466, 723 nucleotides. RefSeq lists its product as uncharacterized. The record is from RefSeq and is a predicted model, not a curated record. NCBI's taxonomy places the organism in Eukaryota, Fungi, Ascomycota, Eurotiomycetes, Chaetothyriales, Cyphellophoraceae. The coding region runs from base 1 to 723 and encodes 240 amino acids. The transcript is spliced from 2 exons.
AUGAACCUCACCAAGGCUUUAGUGGCGAUCUUGACUUGGGCACUCGUCCACAAUGAAGCUGCUGCAAAGGAUCAAGCCCGGUCAGAUACGAGUCAUGUGUUCACGGUCACUGCGAGCAUCAACGACACACUGACCAUCACCGAAUAUCGCAUGACCAGCAACACCUGGGAUUCAGCCAGUCAACCAUCACCAGUGCCGCCGCGACCUGACUCCAGCGCUUUCACCGUCUUCGUAUCGAGCCCUGAUACCCCAAUCGAUAGACUACCGAUGCAAGCCGCGGGCACUAGGCUGUGGCUGGGAAUCGAGCCAUCGACUUAUUGCCCAUCGAGUGUCGAGGAAGAAGAAGAAGAAGAAGAAGAAUGUCCUCCGGGAAACUAUACGGCGCUGUCAAAUUGUAGCAUGUACACCUUGGUGCCCGGAGGACAACAGCUCUGGGCAACUGCGGACGGCGAGAUCGGCUACACUGUUGCCCAUUCGCAACUGAUGCCCAACGGCAGCAUUCAGUGCCCGUUUGUCCACUAUCUGGGCGCCAGCUAUGGAGAUUUAACCUCUAAUGCGUUUGGCGCAAACGGCCUCAUGGCAUGCCCCGCCGGCGAGGGAGCGUGGAAGAUCUUGCUCGCCCUUGCCAACGCAAAUGUGCCUCUAGGCAGCAUCAAUGACUGCAUACAAUUCAAUGCAUUGACCUUGAAAGCCACUCAUCCCGCUGCCUGGCAAUAUAUGUAG